AUGAAGACCCUUGCCCUCCUUGCUGCACUUCUCCUCUUGGCCCUCCAGGUCCAGACUCAGAGUCUUGAAGAGACAGCUGACCAGGUUCCUGCCCAGGACCAGCCUGGGGCCGAGGCCCAGGACAUAACCAUCUCCUUUGCAGGGGAUGAACGCUCUGCUCGAGAGGCUUCAAGAUCCCUUACAGGAAUAGCCUCCUGCACCUGCAGACGUGCCUGGAUCUGCAAUUGGGGUGAGCGCCACUCUGGGAACUGUAUAGACGGUAAAGGCUCCGCAUACAGGCUCUGCUGUCGUCGCUGA
Molecule: messenger RNA, 297 nt
Organism: Equus quagga
Lineage: Eukaryota; Metazoa; Chordata; Mammalia; Perissodactyla; Equidae
Product: alpha-defensin 1
Exons: 2
Coding region: 1-297 (98 amino acids)
Biological process (GO): disruption of plasma membrane integrity in another organism; antibacterial humoral response; innate immune response in mucosa
Cellular component (GO): extracellular region; extracellular matrix
Source: RefSeq, a predicted model, not a curated record